AUUUGUUUUUGUCUUGUUUUUUUCAGCGGUGGCAACAGACGAAAGCUGAGUACAGCAAUUGCUUUGGUUGGAAAUCCACCAAUUAUAUUCCUGGUAAGCACCUUUGCACAGUAAAUUAAACUGUACAUCGUAUUGUGGUUCUUUUUUUGACUGUUCUGCCUUUGGAGGACAAAAGUGGUCCCUCGAGCCGGAUUAGAAUCCAUGAGCUGGCAGCUACGGAUAGCCAAAGCUUGAGUCUUUUAGGUCAGUCUAAAGAAAUGGAAAAAAUAAAAAACCUCUGCCCGUUUAGCUCAGUGGGAUAAGCGCCGAUCUACCAAGCGGGAGGUCGCAAGUUCAAACCCCAGCCGGACCACCAACCAUGCAGGGUCUUACAAAAAAAGACUAGGGAGAUCAUGCUGGCCUUAAUCUAAGACUUUAUCCUAGGUCAGAUGAUCGCUUUAUUUGGUGAUGACGUCAAUCGCACGUUACAGAACCCACAGUGCUGUUAAAAAAAGUAGGAGACCAGAGCUAGACCCCUGUGGUGUGGUCUGUCUGUUACGGGCCCGCGGUAAUUUGCUUCUCGCUGUUGUGGUUACCCUGCCAAGAAUUGGCGAAUCUAGUGAAAAAAGAAAAGAAUUUUGAGCAGGAGUCACGGGACAGAGUUUCAAGGCUUCCUCCCUGGACUCUGCUAAUGCCUGUCUGGAUCUUCGAAAAAAAGGAAAUUACCAUUUAAAACUAUGUAUGCCUUUUGUUGGUCUUGCCCCAGUGCGACGUUUGCAUCCCAGCAUGGCGGUUUUGUACCACGUGAAUGGCAAGCUGCAAGGGGCCUAUUUGAAACCACUAAGAUGCUUCAUUGUUUGUUUUGUAGGAUGAACCCACCACUGGUAUGGAUCCAGUUGCCCGACGCUUUCUCUGGGAUACAUUGACAGGUGUCUUGAAAGACGGACGCUCCAUCGUGCUAACGUCACACAGGUACACGCAUCAGGGACCUUAAAAUCCGACGACGGCGGGGGCAACGAGAACGUUAAGAGAGCAAUAGGUUAAGAUUAGCAAAACGACAGGGCAGUGCAUUUGGUUAAGCCAGACUGUUUAAGUGGCUUUUGUUCAAUACCAAGUGGACGCACUAUGCAACAGCAUUUCGCCAAUUUGCUUAUUUAGAAUAGAACGUAUUAGUGCGAUCGCAAUUUGUAGUGCUAAAAUAUAGUGAACCUCCCAUUUGCUGAAAAAAUUAACUUCAAAGCAAUAGACUGAAAUAUCCUCGCUAUUUUAGCGGUUUUCGCCUGGCAUGGCCAAGAGCGCUUGUUUGCAGGCUAAGAAUAGAAUAAUUACGUACCAGUGAGGCUGAGGCUUUAAAGAAUUUUUGUUUUGUUUUGUUAGUUUAUUUUUUGUUAUGCACAGACUCAAAUUUGUAGCCGAUGGUCUUAGCGGUUAAAAUGUUGACGUGGCUUUCUCUUUCAGCAUGGAAGAGUGCGAGGCUCUUUGUACAAGACUGGCGAUUAUGGUGAACGGACACUUCAAAUGUCUUGGCUCCACUCAGCAUCUUAAGAGCAGGUAAGGCAAGCUCGGGGCUUGAAAAUUCUUGAACUCCAGCACGUCCUUUGGGCAAGCAGCUCUCACAUUUUUUCCUGCCCGGGGCAACUACGUGCUUAGAGGAUAACUUUCCUGGACACUUGUCCAUCGGGCAAGUGAGCUUUAAAAUUUACUUGUCCAGGAAGAAAAUCUACUUGUAUUGUAUUGUAUUGUAUUUUAUUUUUACUCCAUCCUAUAGAUAAUACAUCAGUUGUACAAUAUGAAUUAGUACAAGGUUGUUUAAACUAUGUGUACAUAAUAGCAUGAAAAAAAUAAGAAUGGAGAAGGGAACAUUAUUGUAAAAUUAAUUAUGACCCUUUAGGAAGAUUGACUUUAUGCUGUUAUAGCUUUGUUGUUCUUAAAACACAAACACGCACGCACGCGCGCACACCUACACGCACACAAGUCAAUAUUGAGCAAGAUAAUGUUUUUAAGUGCCUUUUUGAACAGGAUUUUCGAUGAUUUAUUGCGAAUAGAAAGAGGAAGAUUGUUCCAAUAGUAUUUUCCAAUGACGGUAGGGCAAAACUUCUGGCUUCUUUCCUUUCUUUGACAUAUUCAAAUAAAAGACACUAACAGGAACUCUUACACGAAAAACUAAAUUAUUUAAACGCACAAAUAAGGCAAAAAAUAACACUAAACUAGCCAGCUUCAAAAGACGCGGCCAUCAUCAUCGCUGACCGCUGACCGCUGUAUCCCGAACCACCGGAAGAGACUUCUUUUUCGAGCCCUGCAAGCUCUGUACUGAGCCAUUCCUUUCCUGAGUACCGUUACCUCGAUGCACCGUGGUAGAAUGUUCUUACUACUGAUCGACAGAGCAAAUGAGUUUAAUUCGGUAUGUUGCAGUUUAAACACGUCCCAAACCCUUACGAUAUUUUUGCGUCAUGUUCAGUGAGCGUGAAUAGAAUGCCUUCGUUAUUAUACAAAGCUUUGUAACUACAUUGUAAGGAAUCUUUCGUAUAAAAUAAGCCUGUAGAUGGGGAGCUUUUGAUGUCUUAGUUUAUUCUUUCUCUCUUGUUCUUAAUUUCCCAUCGAGUUCAAACUCAGAUCGGCCGUUGCUCUUCUUGCUAAAAUCAUCCGUUAUUUUAUUCACCAGAUUUGGAAGAGGGUAUACAUUGAUGGUUAAGGUCGGUAACCACCAACCUACGGUCUCGCUCUCAGGCUCUGAAGGUAAAGUAAAAAUUAUACCUUUUUGGGAAACUGCCCACCUACCCCUCCCCUUAGCCAACAUUAACACUUACUUCUCACUUAGGGCAAAAGGUUGGCUUAGGGGAGGGGCAGGUGGGCAGUUUUCCAGAAAAGUAUAAUGAUCCCACUAAAUGAAUUGGUUGAUAAUGUUAACUGAUUUAACGAACUGAAAACUUCCUCAGUAUAGUAUCAGUGUGUAGAAACUUGUGGUUUCCCAAAGUAUUUUGUCCACACGUUUCCCGCUAGGGUCGCCUUAAAUCGUAGGUUAAUACAUUGAACUUCAAAAUUAACUGUGGAAACAUGUAGUGUAGGUAAUUCAGUGGUAACUAUUAACGGAGCCAAUGAAAGGAAAUCAAAGGCGCAGCCUUGAUCGUUAAGAACGUACGAGAAAGAUUCCAAAAUAACUUGCGCUAGAAUUUCUGACAUAGAGUCAGUGCGUGGAAUUUUGUGUUUUAGAAUUUUCUAAAAAAAAGUGUUGUCUUAAAAUCUAAUUUUAUGCGCUGUUGGGAGAAGCAGGGUAAAUAUAUCCUCUACAUGUCACAAUAUUGGCGACAAACGAUUGUUAUCUCCCCAUUUUGGUGGGAAAUUUAGUGUAGGUUUUUUUUGUCCUAGAGCAUGCACUUGCUCCUCUUUUCUAAUUCAGGUUCUUUUAGAAAUGUCUUCGGUUUGUUACUUCUAGUAAAUCGUGUUGAAGUUGUACCCGCCUUUCAAAGUCCCCAUGCUGUUCCUUCAAGCCAGCCCCAGGUCUUUGCCAAUCCAAGGGCUCAAUUGGACAACCCUGAUUCCGCCGCGGCAAUAGAUGCUGUGAACAGAGUCAUGCAGUUUGUUUCCAGUGCCUUUGGCGGAGCAACUCUUAUGGACAGUCACAGU
Porites evermanni is the source of this 3603-nucleotide messenger RNA. NCBI's taxonomy places the organism in Eukaryota, Metazoa, Cnidaria, Anthozoa, Scleractinia, Poritidae. The record is from the annotation of a GenBank genome assembly.